UUUAAGUAGUCGAUACUUAACCAUCAUGGCUGAAAAAAUACGGAAGUUCAAAAUUUUCUAGUCUAGUCUAGUUAGUUACUGUUAGUAGUGUUAGUAGAUCUAGAUUUCUAGAUCUAGACUAGAUCUAAUAUUUAUUUUGUAAUUUUUCGCUCUAGAUCUAGAAAAACAAAUGGCAGGUAACUUUUUUCAAUGUCUGGGGCGUACGCCUUUUGCUUCUCUUCUGGCUGCCCUGAUGGUAAUUAUUGGUACAUGUGUAUUUUGUGGAACUUCAUUUCAAGCACUCCAGCUUAUCAUUGUUGGAGUCUUCAAUAAUUUGUUCAGAUUCAACUUAAACUGGCUAGAGGUGCUUCAAGUCCUUUUUGUUGUUAUUGGUGUUGUCAUGGGACUGUUUGCCAUCAUCUUACUGAUAUUUGGGUUUCUAGCCACAGGCUCUACUCGAAAUAAUAUUUACUCGGGUCCAAAAUGUAUCAUGGGAGGCCGAAUAACAGCAGCCUUGUUCAUGUUGAUAUCCUAUGUACUUACACUUGGUUGGCUGGCACUUAUGGCUGUGGGAAUGGUAUCUGUCACAGUGUAUGCUUCAGUGGAUUCCAUUUGCACCAAUGAAAUAUAUGGCAAGAGAGCAGAAGAGCUUGUGACCUACUGUUUUAACCUUACCAGAUUUGGUGUAUACAGAGAAGAACAAAAUUCCGACAGUGUUUGUGACUAUGCUAAUCUCAGGGCUCUGUGCAAUAAGGUGACAGAAGCAGGACCUCUUUUCUGCGUAGCUUUUGGCGCUACUGUACUUGUUGUUGUUGGAAUGGUUCACUUUCUCAUAACACUGGCAGCCAACUAUACUCGCAUCAAAAUCUCCAGAGAGCUUACAGAAUAUAGAGAUGCUGUUGAAAUGGAAGAGUUGGAGCUACACUCAACAGAGAAGAAAGAUCCACCUCCUUACAGAGAUGCUAGUGACUCCUAGUACUGUUUCCAAUCUCAGGUUUAACUAGGAAACAUAGUGUAAAAAAAUAGUUGUAGAUUCAUCACAUUUGUAUAUAAGUUUUCUGUUCCAACAACUCCCAGCCAAUUAGUUUUAUUUCAUGACGGCAACUGAUUCUUAGCACAGAGUUCAGUUAUACAGAAUAAACAAUAACAGUUGUUUUUUUAAUAGAAAUCUCAUGUCUUUCUUUGUCCAUACUGAAAGAUUAAUAAACAUUUUCUUUAAAAAUUUGAGGUCUAUGGGGCAGAUGUUUAUUAAAACGUUCAACACUAAUAAUGGACACAAAAAGUAUUUGAACUCUUGCUAUUUAAAUACUAUGUUUCUGUCCAUUAGUGUUGAUUUUUUUAAAUGUAUAUAGUGUAAAUUUUUUGGGGCAUGUGACCUUGUUAAUGAACCAGGCUUCCAAACUGAAAGUUUGAGAUUAAAUCCUUGUAGAGUUGGGGUUUUAAUUUCAGAUUUGUUCUCAAGUACAAUCCGUUCUUUUCAAACGUACACGAUGUAUGUUGUAAAACUGUAAAGGAUGUAGCUCUUUAUUUUGGUCCUGGACAUUUUAUCAAACUGUUGCCACAAAAAUGAACUUCCUUUGCAUCUUCUCCCCUUCGACUCCAAGGGAAACGACUUUUAAUUGUACUACAGCAAGAAAAGGAAAUGGAGUUCUAGCUUUGCAUUUUUGUAAACUAUGCUCAUUUUGUAUAUAAUUAAAAUAUUUGGCUAAUGAGGAUUUUUUUUUUUGUUGCCAGCUUAAGCUCCUGCAAUAUGUACAUCUAAUUUUGUAAACAGUGUAUCAUUUUAUGUGCUCAACAUGUCCUUCUUUUUUUUUUGUCUAUAUUGUAAUGUCUUAAUCAGAAUCUUAUUUGCUAGCAUUUGUGUGAACAAAUAUAUUUAUAAGCAAAAAGAAUCAAUGUUAAAUAUUUAUGCCCCCCCCCCCCCCUUUUUUUUUUUUCAUCUGAUAAAAAAGUAAUAUAUAUAUUUAAAAAAACAUGAGACGAUCUUUAUUUUGUAAUAUUUUUGUAUUAUACAUUUUCUGUUUGACUUUGCAGGUUGUUGUUUUUUUUAUGCCCCAGUUGUAAUAAUUUUUUUAAAAUCUACUAUAUUUCUCUAUCAAUGUUCAUAGUUACAUGUAUUUUCUACUAAAUAUAAAAUCACAUCCUUUGAUUUUAAAAUAUUUUCUUUGAAGCAACAAUUUACAUUCCAUAUUUUAUUCAUAUUUAUGCCUAAUUUGCGAAGCUUUCAAAAAUGGUUUACAUUGAUGAACUUUUUUUUGUAGAAAGAUACAUUUUUAAUAUUACAAUUUUAAUAUUUUUAAAAAUUUAGCAUUCCAUUCUUUCUGUGAUUUAUAUCAUCUAAUUUAAUAAAUAAUCACCUUUUUGUGUAUAUCUGUCAACGUCAAAAAGUUUUUAGAAAAUGAUUUUAUAAACAGCUAAAUUUGUCACCACGCUUCAUGUUCAAUAUUGUACUCAUCCUUACCUUUUGGAUUCAAAGACCAUACCUUAUAAUUAGUUCAAUCAUGAUUUAUUUUUGAUUGAAGUAUUCCCAUGAGAUUUUGAGCUUGAAUACUAAAACCAGUGAGUUGUAUAAGCUUUAAACUGUACCAUGUUUCUAUGAACUGUUUUGAUCUUUUGUGAGCAUCUUUGAAGUCUUAGAAUGUAAUGACAGCUGUAAGUGUUUUGUUAAUUUUAUAACAUCCAAGAGUCAAUGAACAGCAGUGACAGUAACAGCGCUAUCACUAAACAGUUUAGAAACAAGUGAAACACCUUUCUUACUUAUGAUCAGCGCGUACCGGAGGUCUUUCUGUACAAGGUACAUUACAGUUUGUUGACUCAGUUAUUCUGGAAAACUAAUAAAUUAACAGAUGUUAAGUUUUUAAUUAACCAGAGGGGUUAAAUUAACUUAGGUUAUUCACAGAACAUUAUAAUCUUGUUUGUGUUACAUUUAAAAUAUUAAAACUGCAUUGCUAGAUGUCUAUAAAAAGUCAUUUCAAUUUUUCAGAGUUGUUUAAACAUUUUUUUCUUAUAUACAAUAUACCAUACAUCUUGGAUUUAUGUAUACUUUUUUUGUGUGUAAAUAUCUAAUUAUCAUUUUGAUGUAUAUGUCCUUGAUCAAAAAGUCCCCAUUUUAGUUUAUAUUGGCUAGUACAACAUGGGGCAUUGUUUGAUCUGUGUUUAUCUGAGCUAGAUCUAGUUGUUUGUUACCAUACUUCUCAUUGCUCAAAUAUUUUCAUCUCAUUCUCGUCAAAUAUUGCCUGUGUCAGCACUUGUUCCAUCUUUUGUUUAGCACUAAAUUUUUUGUUUACAGUUCAUGUUCAAUAACUAUUUGGUCCUUUUCAUAUCACUGAUAACUUGUGAUACUAUGAGACAUUCCAAAUGUCCUUUUUGUUUUAACCAUUUACCAAUCACUUCAAGCACUCUACACAUGUAUUUAGGGACAUGGUUUUUAUAUACAGUUUUAUCUUUUUUGAUCUAUUUUACAUGCUAGAGUAUUUUUGUAAUUCCUGUCUUGCCUUGGAAUAAGGUUGUGUGCCUUUUGACUUUUAUUAUUUUGUCAAUGCUCUUUACUUUUAAAAAAAAAUCGAAAUGUACGUGUAUUAAAUGAUUAAAUUAUUGUUGUGAAAUUGUUA
Biomphalaria glabrata is the source of this 3590-nucleotide messenger RNA. Its product is annotated as proteolipid protein DM beta-like. Gene Ontology annotation, biological process: neuron projection development. NCBI's taxonomy places the organism in Eukaryota, Metazoa, Mollusca, Gastropoda, Planorbidae. Gene Ontology annotation, cellular component: plasma membrane. The coding region runs from base 170 to 955 and encodes 261 amino acids. The transcript has 7 exons. The record is from RefSeq and is a predicted model, not a curated record.